This is a messenger RNA of Protobothrops mucrosquamatus (brown spotted pit viper), 3611 nucleotides long. RefSeq lists its product as uncharacterized. The record is from RefSeq and is a predicted model, not a curated record. The transcript is spliced from 7 exons. Gene Ontology annotation, molecular function: transcription corepressor activity. Lineage: Eukaryota; Metazoa; Chordata; Lepidosauria; Squamata; Viperidae. Gene Ontology annotation, cellular component: nucleus. Bases 129 to 3611 code for a protein of 1160 amino acids. Gene Ontology annotation, biological process: negative regulation of transcription by RNA polymerase II.
GAAGCCACCAUUUUGGAAGGAGGCGGUUUGAAGUUGUAUUGGGUUCGGAUUUGUUUUAGUCGGGGAGCGUGGCCGUCCCCGCUUGAGCUCCGGAAUGCUUGGCGAGCGAGUAGCUGACUUGUUUUGAGAUGCUUCAUGCUGUGUGUAAGCCAAGAUACUUUGAAAAUCUGGAUAUCUCAGUAGCCGAGCCCUCUUCUAAAAGGAUGAAAUCUACAGAAGAGCCUUAUGGUAAAUCCUAUGAUGGAUUACAAACACUUCAUGAGGAAAUACAUAUUAAAAAAACCCAUUCUGGCUUUAUUCCAUUGUCGCUAUCUGACGAUGAUGAAGAAGAAAAAGAGAGAAAGAGAAAUGCAGAAGUGUUAAACUCAUUUAACCAAGUACCUUCUGGUCAAACACCAAGUUCCACAGAAUGUUCAAGUUUAAUAAACAAAACUGAAAUUAAAGGAAAUAAUUAUUCUUUUGUUACUGACAGCAGCAAUGUAACUCAUAAUGGAGAUAACAAUUUCAUUAAUGAACAUAAGAAUAAAGGGGAGAUGGAAUUAUACAGCACAAGCAAAGCAUUUAUUGGGCCCAUUUAUAAAAAUAAAAGUAAUUGUGAACAUAAACAAAAGCAAAAGUGUAUUGAAAACAACUGCUCAAAGAGAUCAAAUACUUUUACUGGUAGAAAUUCUCAGAAAGAAAUAGUGCAAGCUAUCUUCUAUGAUAUGCCAAAAAUAGAAGAUGAAUUGUCACAAUUCUACAGGGAAAUUGAUCAGCUUGAAAGUAAUGAAAGUUGUCUGGAUACACCUCAUCCACCUCUGGACUGUAGUAAAUCAAAUCAAGUAAUUUAUUUAAAGUCUCAAGAAUUAUCUCAUAAGACAUUACUUAAGAGUAAUGAGGGACAUUGUUUUUAUAAUGAAUCAAAUGGUUAUAAAACUGGCAAAGACCAAUACAUUUGUAGUGAUACAAGUGGUCACAGAAUUGGCAUGGAACAAAGUGAACAUGGAAGAAAUGCAUGGGAAACCAAACAACCGUGUAACAAACAAGAUUCUAGAUUCUGGAAUGAUUUUGUACCUCAGUUUAGGCAUAGUGGGCCACAGACCCAUCCAUUUGUAAUACCUUACAACCCACCACAUCAAUUUACUGCUCACUUUAAUUUUCAUGACUCUAAUUCUUCAUCACUUUGUUCAGAUGGUUUCAAUUCUUCAAAUACAGAAUUUAAAAAAAUUAACAUGAACAGUUCAGAAUUUGAUCAAAGUAAUCCAUACAGUAAUCACUCCAGUAUUCAUAGUAUGCAUACAAUCAGAAAUGAAUGUAAUGUACCUGAUGGAUAUAUGUUUAAUGGUUUCUGUGAAACUCAAGCAAAUUGGAAAAACACUAAAGCUCACAAUUUUGAGGAGUCAAACAAUGUUCCCCAACAGCAUCCUCAGGACAAAUAUGUGUUUAAAAAGCGACUUUUAAUAUUAAGAGGACUUCCAGGCUCUGGAAAGACAACCUUAUCUCACAUUCUCCUUGGUCAGAGUUGUAAUGGCACUGUAUUCAGUACUGAUGAUUACUUCCAUCAGAUCAAUGGAUGUUGGACCUAUAAUGUUUCUCAGCUUGGUGCUGCUCAUGAGUGGAAUCAAAAUCGAGCAAAAGAAGCAAUGGAUCUAGGAAGAUCCCCAAUUAUUAUAGACAACACAAAUAUACAAGCCUGGGAAAUGAAGCCUUAUGUAAAAGCGGCUCUAGAAAAAGGCUACCAUGUGGAAUUCCAUGAACCAGAUACAUGGUGGAAGUUUAAUCCCGAAGAACUAGAAAAGAGGAAUAAACAUGGGGUCAGUCGUGAGAAGAUUGUGCAAAUGCUGGAAAGAUAUGAAUAUCAAAUCUCGAUACCCAUUGUCAUGAAUUCAGUGCUUCCUUUUCAUAAAACUUCAGAAAGACCAUAUUUACAAAGAAGACAGAGGGAACUGGUUGUAAAGAGGAAACACAGAUUACACAAGAUAAAACAAAAAAAGAAACGAAGGAAGAACAGAAAAAUGAAAAAUGCUGUUAUUACAUCAGUGGACACAAAAUCAGAUGGACAUUUAAUUCCAAGUGAUGGGGAUUUAUCACGAAGUGAGCAAGAAAGUUCAGAAGACAAUGGACAAUCAGAAUUAGUGACUGGCCAUCUAAAUGAAGCUAAAAUUGAUAGUGAGAAUGGCUCAACGAAGUAUAAUCAUUUACAGCUUUCUGAAUUGCAAAAAAAGGAAAUCCUUGAUUCUGUUGUAGUAAAUCCAGUGUCUUUAAAGAAGUCACUAAAAGCAGAUAUUACUGAAGAUGUGUCAAUAUCAAUUACUCUAAAUGAAAAUAUAGCUGGCCAAUUAUCCAACUGUCAUUUAUCAAAUCGGAUAAAAAACAUAUCACUUGCAGAAUGUGACAGUAAUACUUUAGAUCAUAAUCAAAAUUCAUUUCAACAAUCAGAUCAAAAUGAUGCAAGAAAAAAUACUGUAUUGACUGAUGAAGAAAAGAAAAAUACAUCUGCUGAAUAUACAUGUGACUUGGUCCAAGGAAACCAAAUGUUAAGCAAUGAAGAGGAAACAACUCUUCCGCAUCCACAUGAGACUUCAAAAAGUAAUGAAAUGAGUUCCUGGGCUUUCUUUUCCUUUGAUUUGGCUGAUGAACAAUUUCAGACUAAGACAGAGAAAAAUGAAUCCUGUUUGGCUUGGCCUGAGGAUGUAUCUAAAAUCAUGUUUGAGCAAAGACCAAAAAAGAUCAAAAGACCUAAGAAGAUGCUUUCAGAAGCAACAACAGAAACGACGGAUUAUAAUUCUAGUAAAGAAUUAGUGAAAGAAAGCAGUGAAAGACUCCUGCAUGAAAAUAACAAUACAACAAUUACCUCUUUGUCAUUAUUGCUGAUGGAAAAUAAAAUAUGUGAUAAUUCUAGUGAAUUUGUCAGAGAAAGUGGAAGGAAUACCAGUUUCACAACUGAUGAAUGUAUAUUAACUUUACCAAAGAAAAAAGAAAAAUACAAAAGGAUCUUCAAAUUGGCUCCAAACUUUGAUUUACCAAGGCAUAUUCCUCCUAAAAAGAAUCAGAAAGUGCUAAACAAUAUAUAUACAGUAACAAAGAAAGAAGACAUUUCAAAUGAAGAAAUUAUAGAAAAGAACAAGCGAUUCUGUGAACUUCGAGCAUCUAAUUACAAUGCAGUAGUUGAAUUUUCUGAUUUUGAUGUGGAACUUCCCUUACACAAUGGUUCCAAUCAACUUGCAGACGAAUCUGUGAAUAUUUCAACAAAAGAAUCUGAUAUUCCAAUUCAUAUAAGUACUUUUGCUUCAUGUAAAGCUCUCUCACCAAGUGAACAAGAUUUUUUUGAAUUUGAUGAAACAAUAGAAAUUAAAGAAAAGAAAAAGAUAUCUUCAGAUAUUUCAACUAUCCAGCCAGAUAUUUUGCAUUCAGUUAAACUAAUUACUGAAUGCCUUACAAACACCAUGGCUGAAUCAUUUGAAAAUAUGGAAGUGAUUAAUGAAAGUGAACAAACAGUGAAUUCUCAGAUCAAAGAUGUUCAAGAUUCCCCAUAUACAAAAUACAAUUUGGAACUUCCUUUAUCACUAAGAUUUGUACUUCAACUAGUAGAACUUUUUGGUUUUCCAGGAAUUCAAUUAGGUAAUUAUUAG